UCGUCAUUCGCAAAUUCCAACAAAGUUUAUACUUCUAUUUCUGUUUCCCAGCUGCAUAUCCAAUAUCCAACAGCCCCCAAGCAGACGACCCACUGCAUCCUGUGAGCGUCAAGAGUUUAGUUUUCGGGAUUUGGAGCCAGACAGCUCGGACAGACAGCGUAAAUCAGCAGCAGCAUGGCAUCCGGCACCACACUGCAGAAGGCCAUAGAUCUGGUGACCAAGGCCACCGAGGAGGAUCGCAACAAGAACUAUGCAGAGGCACUGCGCCUCUAUGAGCAUGGCGUAGAGUACUUUCUGCAUACGAUUAAGUACGAGGCGCAGGGCGAGAAGGCCAAAGACUCGAUCAGAGCCAAGUGUCUGCAGUAUUUGGAUCGGGCCGAGAAGCUCAAGGAGUACCUGAAGAAGGGCAAGAAGAAACCGAUAAAGGAGGGCGACGAGUCCAGCUCCAAGGAUGACAAGGACAAGAAGAGCGACAGCGAUGACGAGGACGAUGACCCGGAAAAGAAGAAGCUGCAGGCCAAGCUAGAGGGAGCGAUUGUCAUCGAGAAGCCGCAGGUACAAUGGUCCGAUGUGGCCGGUCUGGAUGCUGCCAAGGAGGCCCUCAAAGAGGCCGUCAUCUUGCCCAUAAAGUUCCCACAGCUGUUCACCGGCAAGCGCAUACCCUGGAAGGGCAUCCUCCUGUUCGGCCCACCCGGUACGGGCAAGUCCUACCUAGCGAAGGCAGUGGCCACCGAGGCCAACAGGUCUACAUUCUUCUCCGUCUCCAGCUCUGACCUGAUGUCAAAAUGGCUGGGCGAGUCCGAGAAGCUGGUCAAGAAUCUCUUCGAGCUGGCUCGCCAGCACAAGCCAUCGAUCAUAUUCAUCGACGAGAUCGACUCCAUGUGCUCAGCCCGUUCCGACAACGAGAACGACAGUGUGCGCCGCAUCAAGACCGAGUUCCUGGUGCAGAUGCAGGGCGUGGGCAACGACACUGACGGCAUCCUGGUCCUGGGCGCCACCAAUAUACCCUGGGUACUCGACUCUGCCAUCCGACGACGUUUCGAGAAGCGCAUUUACAUUCCGCUGCCGGAGGCGCAUGCCCGCCUUGUCAUGUUCAAGAUACACUUGGGCAACACCACACACGUCCUCACCGAACAGGAUCUCAAGGAGCUGGCUGGCAAAACCGAAGGAUACUCGGGCGCGGAUAUCUCGAUUGUGGUGCGCGAUGCACUGAUGGAGCCCGUGCGAAAGGUGCAAACAGCCACGCACUUCAAGAAGGUGACGGGACCCAGUCCCACGAAUAAGGACGAGACCGUCGAUGACCUGCUUAUCCCAUGCUCUCCAGGCGAUGCGGGCGCCGUCGAAAUGAACUGGAUGGAUGUGCCCAGCGACAAGCUCUUCGAGCCGGCCGUAACAAUGCGCGACAUGUUGAAGUCGCUGUCGCGCACGAAACCCACAGUCAACGAUGAUGAUCUGAAGAAGCUACGCAAAUUCACAGAGGACUUUGGACAGGAGGGUUAGAGUCUCCGCCCACACUCCAGCACCAUCAGCUAAUUCUAAUUGUUGCCUAUUGCAUAAAUUCAACACACACGUUUUCUUCGGGCUCUCCAUUACCUGUUCUUUUUUUUUGUACGAUAAACGAUAUGCGAGCUAUAUAUGUUCGGUUAAACUUAAUUCAAAUUUCAAUGCGAUUGCAGGAGAAAGAAGGAAAGAGAGAGAAAGGGAGAGUAAGGGAGUGCAAGAGCAGAGAGAUGGCUAUCACCAGAAGCAGCCUGAUGUUGUUGUAAUCACAAAGUCAAUGUAUUUUUGUACUCGUAAUAUUAAGCAAUAGAAGAGAGAUCCAUCCCCCAUGCCACGCCCGAUGUACACGACGAACGUUACGUGUUUGACAGUGUGUGUUCUGCCCGUAUAUGCAUGUGUGGAUGCCCCAUACCGCAGAAGUGAUCAGCAAAUGAAGAAAUAAAAGUAGUGAACGAAGCCAACCAAUUCAAGCAACCAAGCAAACCUAAUUCAAAUGUAACUUAUGAGUAAUAAACGAAAAGUGUAUACUGUA
Messenger RNA from Drosophila guanche, 2032 nucleotides. It is a transcript of the gene Vps4, whose product is annotated as vacuolar protein sorting-associated protein 4B. The coding region runs from base 175 to 1500 and encodes 441 amino acids. The record is from RefSeq and is a predicted model, not a curated record. Gene Ontology annotation, molecular function: ATP hydrolysis activity; ATP binding. Gene Ontology annotation, biological process: endosomal transport; vacuole organization. The transcript has 5 exons. NCBI's taxonomy places the organism in Eukaryota, Metazoa, Arthropoda, Insecta, Diptera, Drosophilidae.